This is a messenger RNA of Magallana angulata, 2350 nucleotides long. Its product is annotated as DNA damage-regulated autophagy modulator protein 2-like. The coding region runs from base 357 to 1139 and encodes 260 amino acids. The record is from RefSeq and is a predicted model, not a curated record. Lineage: Eukaryota; Metazoa; Mollusca; Bivalvia; Ostreida; Ostreidae. The transcript has 8 exons.
CUAUUCAGUAGUACGAUUUAGAAUAUGCUAAGAGAAUAAACCUCGAACGAAACCAAAAAGUAUUAAAUUAAAUCAAUACUGAAGUAAGCUAAAAAAAAAAAAAGUCUGAGUGGAUAUUUGAUAUUUAUGACAAGACCAGCGGAAGACAUGUUCGCGAUUACGUAUUAUAUGAUUAUGCAUUCAGCAUGAUAUUGUACAUAUGGGACAUCUUUUGUCCCCGCUCAACCAAUCCAUAAAUGAUCAUAUAUUUUGGGUGUUGAAAGAGACAUUCAGGAAAUUGCCCUCAUUUGAUAUUUUUGCUCUGCCUAUUUGAGAAAAAAACUUAGCUGCGAGGGUUAAUUUUGAUAAGACCAGCCAUGUGCCUCAAAGGCCUAUCCUAUUUGCCUGUGACCACAAUUAUUCUAACCCUUGGAACAUUCAUCUUAUCUUACAUAUUAGCUGUUCUCAAGAAAGAUGUCAAUGCAUAUUUUCCAUAUAUAAGUGAUACAGGAACAAAAGUUCCAGAGAGUUGUGUAUUUGGUCAACUUUUAAAUAUGGCCUCGGCAAUUUCCAUCUGUACACUGUAUGUUCGCUACAAACUGGUGAAGAGUAUUGUCCAGCCAGAAGACGAUUCCAUCUUGAAGCUCAACAAGCAUGCCUUCUUUUGGGGGAUACUCUCUCCUCUAGGUCUUAGUUUAGUCGCAAAUUUUCAGGAAACGUCUGUUGAGAUUGUCCAUGUAAUUGGAGCAACCAUGGUGCUGGGAUUUGGGGUUGUGUAUGAGUUUCUCCAAACAGCCAUUUCUUUCCAAAUGCACCCUUCCUACAAUGGCCUAAGGAUCUGUAAAGUCAGGCUGGUGAUAAGCAUAAUAUCUGUGAUAGGCUUCCUAACAAGCACGGCAAGUGCUGUGGUAUCAAGGAUCCAAGGCCACCCCGAGGAUAAACUUCACUGGAAACCCACGGACGGAGGAUUUGCAGCGCACAUAACCAGUACAAUAUCGGAAUGGGUUACCGCCCUGGCAUUUAUCGGCUUCUUCUUCACUUUCAUCAGCGACUUCCGGAAACUAAAUAUAAACGUUGAAGCUCAGCUGCAGGUUCGUCAUUUAGACGAACAUUACGUGCCAUAUGAUGACGUCAACGAGGAAUCCCGGCUUCUCGUGUAAUAUAUUGGUUGUUGCAUGUAUAAGAGUUCGAGAUAAAUCUCAUUAAAGAGUCUAUGUGCUUAAGCAAUAUGUAUCAUUUUACUUUGAAUCAAGUUAUUUUUUUUAAACUUGUUUGAUCGAGAUUCUGUUGUAGUCGUCAGUGAUAUCAAUGUAUUGUUAGAUAAGUAGCGUAUAAGUUUCCCCACAGGCUUCAAAGGGGAGAUAAUGUAUAUGAGGUGGAUUUUUUAAAACGUUCUUUGCCAGACCUGAAUGACCAGCAUUAUUAAAACUUUUUGCGGAAAGUUUCUUUUUUCAGUUUUUGUAAAGGACAGUAUACUAUUUAUACUAUAAAACAUAGAUGAAGUAUGUUUUGAGAAUAUGUUUUCUAUGUUAGAGAUUAGUUAUGGUAUGGAUCGCAUUGAGGAUUCAUCGUUGAUUAAAGUAAAACAUAUUUAAAAACAUAUAUAAAAUAAUAAUCAUUCUUUUAAUUUUUUUUUAAAAGUAUUAUUUGACUUCUUAAUACUUAAUUUUUGAAAUUAAAAAGAGGUAAAAUUGGGAAAACUCAGCCUGUUUCGAAUCCGUAGGAGAAGACGGUGAUUUUUCAGGUUAGCGAUAUGGCCCUAUGGCCUCAAGUUUAAAGCCAGUGAAUGUUUUUUAUUCCAUGUCUCUCUGAAUCUCCAUCUUUUAUACUGUAUUUUCUUUUCUUUUCUUAUCUCUCUUUUACUGUGGACAUUUCAUUUCUACUUUUAAGGAGGUUUUCAAUCUGUUUUACUUGAAUCUGUUGUGUUGGAUUUAGUAUUACUUACAUAUACAUAUAAUUACCGUACAUUUCAAACUGUUUUUGUUUAUUGUUGAUCAGUAAAUUACUUGUGCAUUAUUACUUGAAUUGUAUUUUGUUACUAUAAAUACAAAGAGUUUAUGUGAUUGCUUCCUUUUUGAGGCAUUGUUGAAUUUCAAUAUUUAUAUAUGUAUGCUGUUAUAACUCUGUGUUGUAUAGUAUCAAAAUCAUCAAAUUUAUUCAUAAUGAAACAUGGAGUAACCAUGGUCGAAUGACAUUGCUAUUUAAUUAACCAAAUAUGAGCAGAUUUUGCAGAUUUCCCAACAUUAAAGAUUUUAAGAGUAAUUUUUUAUCUGUCGUUGUAGUGCAGCUUCGAAUAUCUAAUUCCGCCAUGAUUGUCUCAAUGCCAAAUGCUUGCUUGUAAACAAAAAAAAAUAAAAGAUUUCAAUUAUAA